CGCAGCCACUGGCUGGGCCAGGCCUGCAUCUCCUGCUUUCAUUCCACAACUAGGACUGGGCCUUCAGGCCUUGGGGCUAGCAGGGAACAACGCAAAGCUUCAGUGCUCAUGUGUGUCAUCUGCUUUGUGAAGGCACUAGUACACGUGUUCAAGAUCUACUUGACAGCAAACUACAGUUACAACUUCCGCAGCUGGCCGGUGGACUUCCGCUGGGAUGACCUGCAUGUCCCAGGCACUAAUAAUAGCAGUCACCGUGCAUUGACCUGUGCUGCAGCUGCCGCAGGUGUGUGGCUGCUACAUGAUGCGGCGCUGGGCGAGGACGCACUCACAAGGCCUCCACGUGGAGCUCGGAGCCAAGUGCAGUGCCUCCUCCAGCAGAUCCGUGAGCUGCCCAGCCAGCUCGCUAGCUAUGCACUGGCACACUCACUGGGCCGCUGGCUUGUAUACCCGGGUUCUAUGUUCUUGAUGACGCGCGCACUAUUGCCUCUACUGCAGCAGGGCCAGGAGCGACUAGUGGACCGCUACCGUGGGCGGCGUGCCAAGUUGGUGGCCUGCGAUGGCAAUGAGAUUGACACCAUGUUCAUGGAUCGCCGGCAGCAUCCCGGCAGCCAUGGCCGCGGCCUGUGCCUGGUUAUAUGCUGUGAAGGGAAUGCUGGCUUCUACGAGAUGGGCUGCCUGUCCGCACCUCUGGAGGCUGGAUACUCAGUGCUAGGCUGGAACCACCCUGGCUUUGGGGGCAGCACAGGUGCACCUUUCCCACAACAUGAUGCAAAUGCAAUGGAUGUGGUGGUCAAAUAUGCGCUGCACCGCCUGCAUUUCUCACCAGCAAAUGUGGUGGUUUAUGGCUGGUCUAUAGGAGGCUUCACAGCCACUUGGGCCACCAUGACUUACCCAGAACUGGGUGCACUAGUGCUGGAUGCCACCUUUGAUGAUCUUGUGCCACUAGCGCUGAAGGUUAUGCCCCAGAGUUGGAAGGGGCUGGUAGUACGCACUGUACGGGAGCACUUCAACCUCAAUGUUGCUGAGCAGCUGUGCUGCUACCCAGGCCCAGUACUCUUGCUAAGACGUACACAAGAUGAUGUUGUCAGCACCUCGGGCCAUGUACCCUCGUUGCCAUCUUGCCAAGUGGAGGGCGAUGUGGAAGGUAACCGUGGCAAUGAGCUGCUGUUGCGCCUUCUGGAGCACAGAUACCCCUCUGUGAUGGCCCGUGAGGGCCGCACAGUGGUAAUCCGCUGGCUACGUGCCAGCAACCUGGCUCAAGAAACUGCAUUAUAUGCACGCUACCACGUCGAUGAUGAGUGGUGUUUGGCAACACUUCGUUCUUAUCGUGAGGGCCGCCAGAAGGAUUUGGACCAUACCAAGACCUGGGGGCCACACGGACCUUCCUUUCCCUGGUUCGUGGGCCAAGGUUUGAGCGCCCGGCGGCGCCGGCACCUUGCACUGUUCUUGGCACGUAGGCACCUCAAGAACCUGGAGGCAACUCACUGCAGUCCCUUGGAGCCUGAAGACUUCCAAUUGCCCUGGAGACUGUAGCCACAGUUUAUGUGACUCAUGCAUUUGGGCAUUUGUAUACUUUCUAGCUCCCCACCCCCACUGUUCCUCUCCUUACAUCUCUACAGAAAAGCUGGCCCUGCUGAGGAUCUUGGUGUCUGGGAGUGGGCAGUAUAUCUUCCCUUACUUUCUUUCUGUUCCUUCCUGCUUCCAUCCUUUCUCUUCCUUGCAAACAUCUGAAUGUCUGUGCCUAAUUCUCAAAGGCAAUGUAAAGAUGAACCUGAUCCAAUUAAUGGUGAUCCAAUUUAUGUGGUGUUUGCUCAUGGGAGACCAUGGGAGGCUGUGGGGUCACAGGGAAGUGCCUUUCACAUUGCUUGGGCUGUAGGGUAGCUCCUGAGAAGAGGACAGCAACUAAAGAUUCAAGUAGUGCCCAGUGAAGAGAUUCCUGCCACUGUAGGGUCUCAUUCUAGCAGGUCUCAGCAGUUGCUGCUGUGCAGUACCCCCCUUCGCAUUUCUGUAUUCUAUGGAGGGGAGAUUUACAGAGGGACUGCAGACCUAUGUCAACAGGGUGCAGGAUGGCCUGAGUCCUAGAGAUUCUGAAUUGUUACCGGGUGUUAACAUUACCCACUUAUUACUGGGUGUCAUCUUGGGCCAGACCUGGGCUAGGUCUGGGCUUUGUUCAUGGCUCAAGAAUGCAAACUGAAUGACAAGUGUUCAGCUCACCACUGUCUGCACUGUGGUCACUCACUACAUGAAGAAGGGACUACUGCUCUUGUCAUUUCCAGCCCUGUGGACAGGGGCUGAUCAGGCUGGGUUAAGCAAGAUGGUAAAUGGAGAAGAUAUAUUAAUGGACAGCCUUGAACAGGAUUCUGUCACAGACAAUGAAGCACAUAGUCCCGUGCAAGAAGACAUCUGUAGGGAGAAGAGCCAGAGAAGGGACAGGUAGUGGGAAGCUACCAGGAACUAGUACUCACUCGGGCUUAGCUGGAGAGGGAAAUUCUGAAAGAGGGGCAAUAUCGUUUAAGGGUUUUUUUCUUCCAGAAAAAAAUUCAGAGCCAAAAAGAAAUUGUAAGGCUUGUUUUUAGCAGAGAGUUGCCCAAUGGUCACGACUCCCUUAUUUGGAGUCAGGGCGAGUCUUGUUCUCCUGUCGGUGUUGACACAUUAAAACCAUAAGAACCUCAAACCUCUUGAGUGAUCUUUGGAAAAUUACUUUAGCCUCAGUUUGUUCAUCUGUAAACUGGGAGGGGGUGCCAAUGCUGGCUCACCUGUUGCUGUGAAAAGAAAGUGAGAAAACAUAGGGGUUCUUACACCCAGCUGGGCUUCAGUUAUUGGGAGGGUCCAACAGGCCCCCGAGGUGUUCAAUGCUGUGUGAACUCUUCCAGUACCAGAAUGCAAGCUGCCCAGCAGCCCCAAAACAGCUGGCCUACUAGAGUAGGAAUCCAGCUGGAGAGAGCGGCACCUGCAGGGCAAGAGGACGAAUCGCGCUCUCUUCAUUUUUAGUGCACUUCUAGACAAUAAAAAGUCUCCUUGGGGUUGCGGAUUUAGCUCAGUGGUAGAGCGCUUGCCUAGCAAGCGCAAGGCCCUGGGUUCGGUCCCCAGCUCCAAAAAGUCUCCUUAAAGAGGCUGCGAAAGUUAUUUGGUACAGUGCUUGCCCAGGAUGCAUCAAGUUCUGAAUUCUCGAUCUCCAAUGCGGUAUAAAUCAGCUGUGAUGGCUUACUCCUGUAAUUCUAGUACUAGGGAGGUGGAUACAGGAGGAUUUUGGUAAAUUCAAGGUCGUCCUUUGCUGCAAGCAACCUGCCUCAAAAACCAAAAGAAUUUACAGGGAGUGGGGAGAGGUUGACCUGACAUUGGGGAGUGCACGGGCCUGAGUUUGACCCGUCGAGAUGCAAGGUCGAAGGUCUUGUGGGCAGCCGAGGUUUAGGUGGGAAGCCAGCGAACUGUAACACAAUCCGAGCCAUCCCUCGAGUUUCAGCUGUUCUGCCCUUUUUACCCUGGAAUUUUACUAUGGAACCUGAUUAGAAGCAUUGCUUCCUGCUUCGCUGCAGUCUGACCUAUCAAAUUGAAAGAUUGGUCUUCGGUGGGGCCAGAGGACUUUCUCAUUGGACACUACUUCACCGAGGGCGGGGUGAAGGCGGAGUACGAACCCGAGCGGAAGGAAGGCGGCGCGUCCCUGAUUACGUAAACGACUGCGGCCCUACAGUUCCACUGGCUCGUGUGUACCAAGCUGCCAGCUUGCAGUUCUCGGGGCUUGGCUCCUGUAGUACCUGCGAUCCCAGCACCGACGCCAGCUACACCCAGCUGCCGCCUGAACAUGGAUUCUGCUAGCCAAGAUAUCAACCUGAAUUCUCCUAACAAAGGUGUGCUGUCUGAUUUUAUGACUGAUGUCCCUGUUGACCCAGGUGUGGUCCACCGGACUCCAGCUGUAGAGGGCCUGACCGAGGUGGAGGAAGAAGAGCUCCGGGCUGAGCUUGCUAAGGUGGAAGAGGAAAUUGUCACUCUGCGCCAGGUGCUGGCAGCCAAAGAGAGGCACUGUGGAGAGCUGAAACGGAGACUGGGCCUCUCCACAUUAGGGGAGCUGAAGCAGAACCUGUCUAGGAGCUGGCAUGAUGUGCAGGGCUCUACUGCCUACAAGAAGACUCAGGAAACUCUUUCACAGGCAGGGCAGAAAACAUCAGCUGCUCUGUCCACCAUGGGCUCUGCCAUCAGCAGGAAGCUCGGAGAUAUGAGGAACUCUGCAACCUUCAAGUCAUUUGAAGAUCGAGUGGGGACCAUAAAGUCUAAGGUUGUGGGCGGCAGAGAGAAUGGCAGCGAUACCCUCCCUUCCUCACCUGGAAGUGGUGACCAGACAUUGCCGGAUCAUGCGCCUUUCUAAGCCUGCCAUAGCUUGCCAGCCACAGAAUACAGAAGCACACCCUCAUCAUCACAGCUGCAACUCUGCAUGACAGAGCAACCAGCCAGGACAGUGAAGAGCUGGUUUUGAAGACAGUCAUACCCAUGUUCAUGCAGAUGUGGCUGCCUUGGCAUGAAUUAGAGAACAGUCUUGUACAUAAAUGUUUUACACUAAAGUUCAUAGAUGAAGCAGAUCGCUGUGCCAUCCUUUCCAGGGCCACAGGAAGUGGACAGGGUGGAGGGGUCUGAGGAGUACUGAACAGGAGCCCAUGCUCCCUUUGAAGGUCUCACCAGAAUGUUAAGGGAAGAAGUGUUGGGAAUUAAGUGAACAAUAUUUCCUUCCUGACCUCCUCCCCUAGCUCCAAAGGAAUACACUCACCUAGGUCAUAUUGCAUGAACACAGUUUUCAUAUAGAUUGAGGAAUGAGAGUUCUCUAUUUUAUAGACCCUAGAAAGGAAACAUAAGCAACUGCUACAUUCUUACAGUAACAACCUGGCUUUGGCAGAAGCAGAUUUACUAUUUUUUUAAAUGUGAUGGACUUUUCAAAAAUUAAAUAGAAAAAAAGGUGAGGCAAAGCAGCUUUAGCCUCACUGUUGAAUAUUAUUUCUUUGAAUCCAAGCUGAAACUCAAGCCUUACAUCGCCUUAUGCUUUGUGUAGUCUUUUAUAUAUCUGUAUAAGUGAGGGUUCUCUAAUGGGUUAUGGUACUAUGUAGAGUUUUACUCUGGCCCAUCUCAUACUCUGCCAGUACCAGUUAUUACAUUUUAUUUCUCUAAUACUUCCUCCUGCUGUGCAAAGCUUGGUUCUCUUAAGUAAGGAGUGGCAUUUUCCAAUAGCUUUCCACUCUGCCUCACAGGGCUCCUGUGCGGUGGGUCAGGAGGGCUGAGAGAAGAAGAAAAGCCUUUAUCUUUAGCAUUUGAAUGGGAUGUGCCCUGUACAGUGCUGCUUUACUGACAGUGGGUAGGGCGCUGGUCCAUAGUUUCUGCCUGUCUGUUCAUUACAUGGAGAAUAAAUGAAAAGCAGAACCAACCUUGCAGGUCAGGUAAGGGAUGUGGUUUUGGUUCAGCCAGAACUCUGCUGUCAUCUUUUCUCAGGAGUUUCAACGAUUUCUAAGUUCCUUCCUCCUGCCUCCAUUUGCCACAUUCUGCAGCCUCUCAACACCAGGGCCCUGUGUGUUGAGAGUCACGAUUUGGAGAGAGGGGCAGCACUGUGCCUUAAUGGCUUUGAGCAGGGCAAAGACUUUAUCUGUGUUGUGCAUAUCUCUGCACUCCUAGGGUGAGGUGGGAUUUGUCCCUUUUAGUUUCUGGUCUGAUACAGUGUGACAUACCCUGGCUUCUUUGGACACCCUUAGAAUACUGUACCACACAAAGCAAGGAACAGCAAGUAAUUGGGGAGCUGAGGAAGAACAUGUUAUUGGUGUCUCCUUUUCCAGGGUUAAAAACUAAUAGCUGUGUGAGGGAACACAUUACAGGAGUGCAGGUCACUGAUGUAUCCCUAACAAAUAUUAGCAGACAACUUGUCAAUAAAGCACUCCUUUGGAGGAAAAUACA
Molecule: messenger RNA, 5928 nt
Organism: Rattus norvegicus (Norway rat)
Lineage: Eukaryota; Metazoa; Chordata; Mammalia; Rodentia; Muridae
Gene: Tpd52l2
Product: TPD52 like 2
Source: RefSeq, a predicted model, not a curated record